AUGCAUUCAGAAUCUGACAGUGGUGGGAAUCAGAACGUUUCAGAGGAGCUUCAUCAUCAUACUCAUACAUCCAUAAAUAGUUCAACUUCUAGUAGAGAUGAAAAUGGUACCAAAGAACCUCAACAAGACACAACCUCUCCACAACAAUCAGCUAGUGAAAAUAGUCAAGAACUUGUGCAUACAACACCUCCUCACUCUCAACUUGUUAGCACCACACAUGGAGGGGCAUUCUCAAAUGCAUACCAGGAUCCAUAUUAUGCUGGGAUGAUGGGAACAUAUCCCUUGACUUAUGUUCCAUAUGGUGGGAUGCCUCAUUCAAGAAUGCCACUGCCUCCUGAGAUGACACAAGAACCAGUUUACGUGAAUGCUAAACAGUACCAGGCGAUUCUGAGGCGAAGGCAGGUACGUGCCAAGGCAGAACUAGAGAAGAAGCUAAUCAAAUCCAGAAAGCCUUAUCUUCAUGAAUCUCGGCAUCAGCAUGCUAUAAGGAGGCCUAGGGGUACUGGAGGACGGUUUGCAAAGAAAACUAACACCGAAACUACACAGAAAAAAGCUGGAGAAAGGAGCAAUGCUGCUCGUACUCAGUCCCCGACGUCAUCUAGUUCUGAUCAACCUGAAGCUUUGAAUGAUGAAUCCGACGAGGUGCAGAGGUCAGCCUAUAAGAGAAGGGAAGAAGAAGACUGUUCAGGGCAGCAAUGGAACAGCUUUUCUUCAAACCAUCCUUCUCAAGCUCGUCUAGCAAUCAAGUGA
This is a messenger RNA of Eruca vesicaria subsp. sativa (arugula), 750 nucleotides long. The record is from the annotation of a GenBank genome assembly. NCBI's taxonomy places the organism in Eukaryota, Viridiplantae, Streptophyta, Magnoliopsida, Brassicales, Brassicaceae.